Messenger RNA from Monoraphidium neglectum, 189 nucleotides. RefSeq lists its product as hypothetical. The annotation marks the transcript as partial. NCBI's taxonomy places the organism in Eukaryota, Viridiplantae, Chlorophyta, Chlorophyceae, Sphaeropleales, Selenastraceae. The transcript has a single exon. The record is from RefSeq and is a predicted model, not a curated record.
AUGUCUAGCCUGUGCCACGGCCCCCGUGCCUUGCUCAAUGGCACCUCGAACCGCCACAGCCGCCGCCGGAGCACUUCAGUGCGCGCUUACGCACCCGCUGGCGCCAGCCGCACUAGCCGCAGCCCGAGCCGCCCUGUCGCCGCGCCUGCCACAUUGAUCGGCCUCAACGCUGGCCCCGCACCCCCUCAG